AUGUCUGUCGAGAAGGAUAUCGAGCCCACUGCGGCUCCCAAGCUGGAACAUGAUAUCGACGACCAUCACAAGCUCGCUGCCAACAAGGUCAUCAAUGACGCACGCCUGGCUUCAGACAAGGAGCGCAAGAUGACCCUCAUGCAGGGCAUCAAGCUCUAUCCCAAAGCCAUUGGCUGGUCGGUCCUUAUCAGCACGUGUAUUGUCAUGGAAGGCUACGACGUCUGUCUGCUUAACAACUUUUUCGGUUUCCCGCAGUUCAAGCAAAAGUACGGUGAGCAACUUGCAGAUGGUACGUGGGAGAUCCCAGCACCAUGGCAAGCUGGAUUGUCCAAUGGAGUCAUUGUGGGCGAGAUCAUUGGACUUUUCUUGAACGGAUGGAUCAGCGAGUGGAUUGGUUACCGCUAUACGGUUAUGGGAUGUUUGACUUUGAUUAUCGGCUUCACGGCUAUCUUCUUCACUGCCCAGACGGUCGUGCAUCUGUUGGUUGCUGAGAUUCUCUGUGGUAUUCCAUGGGGUGUCUUCCAGACUCUUACUAUUACGUAUGCUUGCGAGGUCUGUCCCGUUGCUCUGCGUGGAUACUUAACAACAUAUGUCAACUUCUGCUGGGGUCUAGGUCAGCUCAUUGGUAUCGGAGUCAUCCGAUCUCUCGUCGACCGCCCAGAUGAAUGGUCCUACCGUAUUCCCUAUGCUCUGCAAUGGAUGUGGCCAGUUCCCCUCUUAAUCGGUGUCUUCCUCGCCCCCGAAUCCCCAUGGUGGCUCGUCCGCAAAGGCCGACUUGAAGAUGCAAAGAAAUCGCUUCUCCGUCUUACCAGCCUCAACCGCGAGACCGACUUUGACGCUGAAGAAACGAUUGCCAUGAUGGUCCACACAACCGCGCUCGAAGAGAAAAUCACCCAAGGUGCAAGCUACUGGGACUGCUUCAAGGGAACUGAUCUACGCCGCACUGAAAUCGUCUGCAUGGCAUGGGCAAUGCAAAACCUCAGUGGUAACGCCUUUUCCGGAUAUUCGUCCUACUUCCUCCAGCAAGCCGGUCUCUCACCCUCCACCUCCUACGACUUCGCCAUGGGCCAAUACGGCAUCAACAUGGCCGGUGUCUUCGGCGCCUGGUACUUGAUGAAAGUCGGCAUCGGUCGUCGCACGCUCUACCUCGGCGGUCUCUGCGGCCUCUGCAUUAUGCUCUUCGUCAUGGGCUUCCUCGGCCUCGUACCUAGCUCCGAGCGCCAAACCGGCGCCAUGGCAACAGGCGCCAUGAUGAUUGUCUGGGCCAUGUUCUACCAACUCACCGUCGGCACCGUCUGCUACUCGCUCGUCGCCGAACUGUCUACCCGCCGUCUGGCCAUCAAGACCGUCGUCCUCGGACGUAACUUGUACAAUGUAAUCGGCAUCAUAACAUCCGUCCUCACCCCUUACAUGCUCAACCCCGGAGCAUGGAACUGGGGCAACUACGCCGGCUUCUUCUGGGGCGGCUCCUGCUUCCUCAGCAUAGUGUACACCUACUUCCGCCUCCCCGAGCCCCGCGGCCGCUCCUUCGCCGAACUCGACCUCCUCUUCGAGAAGAAAGUCAGCGCCCGCAAGUUCGCAUCCACCCAUGUCGACGUCUUUGAAGAUAGCCAUAUCGAGGGCACUGCCGUCUUUGACAAGUACGAGGAGAAAGUCGAUGCUGCUGUGAGAACCGAGUCUGUUACUGCUUAA
Molecule: messenger RNA, 1692 nt
Organism: Bipolaris oryzae ATCC 44560
Lineage: Eukaryota; Fungi; Ascomycota; Dothideomycetes; Pleosporales; Pleosporaceae
Exons: 3
Coding region: 1-1692 (563 amino acids)
Biological process (GO): carbohydrate transport; transmembrane transport
Cellular component (GO): membrane
Molecular function (GO): carbohydrate:proton symporter activity
Source: RefSeq, a predicted model, not a curated record